AUGUCCAAGUUUAAUCCUCCGUCGGAGUUUAACUUCACGAGCCCGGGAGAAUGGCCGGAGUGGAAACAGAGGUUCGCACGCUACAGGCUGGCCACAAAACUGAACAAAGAAAAUGGCGAGGUUCAAGUCUGCUCACUUAUCUACGCGAUGGGCAGCGAAGCAGAGAAAAUCUUCGCCUCGUUCGAGUUUGCUACGGAAGACGAUAAGAAGAAUUACGAAGGGGUUCUCUCAAAGUUGGAUGAGUACUUCAUACCCAGACGCAACGUAAUACACGAGAGAGCGUGUUUCUACCAACGUAACCAACUGCAAGGGGAAAAGGCAGAGGCGUACAUAAGGGUGCUGUACGAGCUAGCGGAGAACUGUGAUUUUAGCGAUAAGCGGGAUGAACACAUCCGUGAUAGACUCGUAGUGGGCAUUAAAGACAAAGAAUUGUCUCUGAAAUUGCAGCUCACAGCAGAUCUGACGCUGGCUCAUGUUAUACAGCAAGUACGACAGUCAGAAGAGGUUGCUAAACAGAUUAGCCUCCAAGCUAGCGGUCCCCAGCCGGAGAUGCAAGUGGCAAGCGUUUCUGCAGGAGGACGUCGCAAAGUACUACACAAAAAGCACACCCCACACACUGAAAGAGAGUCCCCAGACUGCGAAGCAGUGUACGCACCUGGCAAGACCUUGGCAGUGGCAGACGCGCUGUCCAGGGGUCCACUGGAACAGACCGGAGACGAGCACCUUGAAGAGGACGUGACCGUGCACAUCGGAGCAGUCCUCAGCCACUUACCAGCCACCCCCCGGAAACUACAGCAGAUAAGAGACCACACUAUCCAAGACCCCGAGUUACAGUUAGUGAAACAGCUCACUCAGACGGGUUGGUCAGAGUAUGAAAGACGGGUCCCGGAGGGCUUCAGCCCAGCAGAGCUGCUGAUGGGCCGCAAGAUCAGAACCACGCUGCCCACCCUGUCUGCUAACCUGGAUCCGAGCUGGCCAGAUAGGAAGGAGAUGCGCUCUGCGGAUGCUGCGGCUAAGCUGAAACAAGCAUUCUACUACAACCGCAGGAAUGGUGUUCGACACUUACCACACCACUGGACCCUGGAGAAGGGGUCAUACGUUGUGGUAACGCCGGAGGGAGGUUGUUACAGACGUAACCGCCGUCACCUAUUGCGACUGCCCGCUGCUUCCAAGAAUCCAAACCCCAGCGGGUCACCGGAUGAUCCUCUGCCCGUGAGCAGCGAUGUCGGCACGUCACUCCAGGCUCGCUGCCCGGCUGUGCUCUGCCCGGCUGUGCUCUGCCCGGCUGUGGAAGGGGCUCUCCCCACAGUGAAUCAGGGGCUUGAUCUACAGCCGUCGCUCGCUUCACUGCGGCCUUUGUUUUUCACAGAAGAGGGAACAAUAGCGCCCCCUGCCGCGUACAAGAGGAUAGGGAGCCACAGAGGCCGAACCUGCUGCCUCCCGUUAGACGUGGGACCCCGGAGCUCAGCUGUCCGAUGCGGGGAGACGAUGAGUCCCGCUCUGGAAGUGCUGAUGCAGGCGGAAGGAUCUUCUUACCCCGGGAAAGGGGUGAUGCUUGAGCCCUUUGUGCACCAGGUGGGGGGGCACUCCUGCGUGCUCAGGUUCGGGGAGCAGACCAUCUGCAAGCCCCUGAUCCCCCGAGAGCACCAGUUCUACAAGAGCCUGCCCCCGGAGAUGAGGAAGUUCACCCCGCUGUACAAAGGAGUGGUGUCGGUGAGUUUCGAGGAGGAUGAGGAGGGAAACCUGUGUCUUGUGGCCUACCCGCUGCACGCAGACGUGGCCACAGACCUGGAGAACAAGGACCCCUCGUCGGACUGCGAGCCCAAAACCAAGAUGCUGAAGUGGAGCAACAAGAAGCACGCCGCCCUACUGGUGGACAACGACAACUACAGCAAAGAGAGGGCCAGACACAGCCGCAAGGACGACAAGCUGGUCAGUUACAACCGUGAGGACUCGCAGCAGCCGCAGGCAGAGGUGCUGUACUUCAGUCUGGAGAAGAGCAGCUUGUCGUCGCAGAUGAAACACAACCCGUGGAGCCUCAAGUGCCACCAGCAACAUCUGCAGCGCAUGAGGGAGAACGCCAAGCACCGCAACCAAUACAAAUUCAUCCUCCUGGAAAACCUGACGUGGAGCUACAAAGUGCCGUGUGUGCUGGACCUGAAGAUGGGCACGCGGCAGCACGGAGACGACGCCACAGAAGAGAAGAAGGCCAACCAGAUCCGCAAGUGUCAGCAGAGCACGUCGGCCUCCAUUGGGGUGCGCCUGUGCGGGAUGCAGGUGUACCAGUCGGACUCCGGACAGCUAAUGUUCAUGAACAAGUAUCACGGGCGGAAGCUGGCGCUGGCCGGCUUCAAAGAGGCGCUGUUCCAGUUCUUCCAUGACGGGCGGCGCCUGCGCAGGGAGCUGCUGUCUCCGGUGCUGCGGCGUCUGCGCGACAUGAAGGCGGCGCUGGAGGCCUGCGAGUCCUACAGGUUCUACUCCAGCUCUCUGCUCAUCAUCUACGACGGAGACCCGCCCCGCAGCAGACCCCGCCCCCGCGGAGGAGAGGAGGGCGAGGACGAGCCCAGUGAUGAAGAGGAGCAGAGCGACGAAGAGGAGGGUGCCUGGUGCUCCGCCCCUCGCUCUGCGGCGCCCGAGGGCGGCGAGGUGGACGUGCGCAUGAUCGACUUUGCUCACACCACGUGUCGUCACUUCGGCGAGGACAGCGUGGUGCACGAGGGACAGGACAGCGGCUUCAUCUUCGGCCUCCAGAACCUGAUCUCCAUCAUCUCGCAGCUGGAGGACCACAGCGCAGACUAG
Molecule: messenger RNA, 2799 nt
Organism: Knipowitschia caucasica
Lineage: Eukaryota; Metazoa; Chordata; Actinopteri; Gobiiformes; Gobiidae
Source: the annotation of a GenBank genome assembly